AUGGCAGACCUGGACGCGCUGCUGGGGAUCGAGGAGGAGGAGAAGCAGGCCGCGCAGGAAGCGGCAGCGAAGGCGGAGGCGGACAGCGGUGUGAAGGUGCAGAUCGACGCCAGCGUGCUGCGCCAGCUGGCGGAGGCGGAGGCGGCGCGCGCCGAGAAGCUGGGCAGCGCCGCCAGUAGCGGCGAGAUGCAGACGCGCAUCGCAGACUCGAUUGAGAGGAUUGUGGAGCAGGCUAAGAAGCUGGCUGAGGAGCAGGAGGGCAAGGGAGCGGACAAGACGCUGGGGGAGCAGGCGGUACGGCAGGAGCUGGCCAACCUGUACACGGUGAUGGCGUGGUCUAAAGGGGUGGACCCCGAGGAUCUUAAGAAAAUCAAGGAACAGGUGUUUGGCGCGACUUCGUUCUGGGUGACCGAGACGCGGCCGCUGGCGAUGCAGACGCUGGAGCUGGGGGUGGUGGUGCGCGGCAACCUGCGGGGCAAGCGCGAGGCGGUGUUCCGGGAGGUGUGCGACAAGGUGGCGGCCAUGUUUGGCGACAAGUACGUGGUGCGGCUGGUGGAGGACACAGACUCAAUGAUGGAGGAGCUGCAGAUGGGUGGUCCCUCCGGUACCGCCGACGGCACCGCCCCCGAGCCGCGCGUGCAGUUUGAGAUCCUGCCCGCCGCCGCCGCGCAGCCCGCGCCGGUGCUGGGCUGGCAGCGCGUGGCGGCAGGCGUGCUGCUGCUGCUCACGCUGGGAUCCACGCUGCAGUUCGGCCUGGCCGCAAACAUCGGCCUGCUGCCAAAGGAGACGCUCCAGUGGCUGGCCAACCCCGCCAACCUCAACACGGACCUGCUGCCGCCCGGGCUGGAAAGCUACGACCCGCUACCCUUCCUUUCCUCCACGGGCAACGUGUUCAUGGUCACGCUGCUGCCCCAGCUUGUGCACGAGGUGGCGCACGCGGUGGUGGCGGGCAGCCGCGGCAUCAAGCUGGCCCCCUCCUUCCUCAUACCCAACUCCCAGCUGGGAACCUUUGGCAGCGUGACGCAGCUCAAGUCCAUGGUGCGCACCCGCACCGACCUGUUCGACCUGUCGGCGGCGGCGCUGGCGGCGGGGGGGCUCACCUCCAUGGCCCUCCUCCUGGAGGGGCUGGCCGCCUCCCACGGCGGCGCAGCGGCAGAGCCCGGCCUGCUGCCAGUGCCAGCGCAGUUGUUCCAGGGCAGCCUGCUGUUGGGAGGCAUCGCCAAGCUGGGGCUGGGCAGCGCAAGUCUCGAGGAUCGGUGGCACAUGCUUGACAAGAGCCAGUUCACGGUGCUCAAGCUCUAUCGCGACUGCCUGCGCCUCGCCGACUACAUCAGCACGCAGGGUGGCAACCGGCGGGUGCUGCGCGACCAGGUGCGGCAGGCGUUCAAGAAGAACAAGGACGAGACCGACCCGCAGAAGAUUGAGGAGCAGAAGGAGGCUGCUGUGCGUGGCCUCUCCAACUACAUGUUCCACGAGGCCCAGCGCCUGGCCAAGGAGGAAGUGCAGCAGGGCAACGACAGGUUCGACGGCUGA
This is a messenger RNA of Chlorella variabilis, 1533 nucleotides long. RefSeq lists its product as hypothetical. The record is from RefSeq and is a predicted model, not a curated record. The coding region runs from base 1 to 1533 and encodes 510 amino acids. NCBI's taxonomy places the organism in Eukaryota, Viridiplantae, Chlorophyta, Trebouxiophyceae, Chlorellales, Chlorellaceae. The transcript is spliced from 14 exons.